AUGAAACGUAUACACAGAAAUGCCAUACUCCAAACGCUGAUUUUCGUAUGCCUAUUGGUAUUAUAUUGCUUCCUGCAGUUUCCAAUUGAGAAACCUCGCCCAAUUCUAAAGGACUAUGAGCCAAAGGUUCCAGUGAAUAUGGGCUCGAUUCUAGAGCAGAGGGUACGAGCAGAUCUCAGCAAACAGAGCUCGUCACAUUCCAAGAUCAAGAUCUCUCACUUAAUGGAUAAUGACGAGAAUUUACGCACCUUCGGCUUCAAUGUUGAGCUCAGUAACACACUCUUCUAUAUUCGAAAAUUGCCCGAUGCUCGCAGUGGGAAGUGCAAGAAACAGCGUUACAAUCUGAAGAAGAAACCGGUCACAGCGAGCGUAAUCAUUGUUUUCCACAAUGUGCCCCUAUCGAUGAUCCUGCGGACGGUGCAUAGCGUAGUAAAGCGUAGCAGCAAGGCUUUGCUUCGGGACAUCAUCCUGAUCGACGAUGCCAGCUCCCUAACGCAGUCGCGGGAACAACUGGAGUAUUAUGUGCGGACUCGAUUCAGUAAUAUCGUGCAGAUCGAGCGCAAUAGGAAGAGGCUGGGUAUGGCGCAAUCACGUCUGAGAGGCUCCCAGAGGGCGAAUGGUGAGAUCUUAAUAUUCAUGGAUGCCUACUGUGAGCCCAAUGCAGGAUGGUUGGAGCCACUGCUAAGCCGCAUCCAAGAGAGUCCAACUAGCGUAGUAAUGCCGACACUCGACCAAAUCAAUGCCACGGACUUUUCAUACAAGAAAAGGAUUAACACCAUCGGCGGAUUCAACUGGAAAGGCGACUUCCUCUGGCUCCCACUGUCUAAGAAGCGCCGUCAGCAAAUAAAACUCAACUGCACGCAAUCGCUCUCCACAUGCCCCAUCAGCAGCCCUACAAUUCCGCCGGGCAGUGUCUACGCCAUCGCACGUAUUCAGUUUCAACAAUGGUCCUACUUUGAUGAAUCGGUCGUGAGCUCGGGGGGAGACACCCUGGACAUGUCAUUCAGCAUUUGGCUUUGUGGAGGCCAAAUCGAGGUGUUGCCCUGCUCCCGCGUAGGUCGCGUAGUCCUAGACCACAGAUUUGAUUUCGAUAGGUAUAAGUAUUUACCCAAGUUCAGUGAGGAAGAUCGCGGAAAUGUAGCCGUCAGCUGGUGGGAAAAAUAUCAAAAUAUAUUCUUCAAAUACUACCCGAAACUGAACCCUGAUAUGUUCAGAGAAGUGAAGGCCAGACGUCACACCAUUCAAGACUUUUUAAAUUGCAAGAGCUUCAACUGGUACCUAAAGCGUGUUUACCCCGAUAAAUAUUUGCCAAAACGUUUUCAGGAACCAAUUGGCAGGUUAAAAUCUGGAGCUAAUAAACAGUGCCUUACUGAUAAAUUCAUGGAAAACCCGUCAACGAACAGCAGCAUACAGAUUGCAAAAUGCAAAAGAAAAUUCGAUCCCACCCAGAUAUUCUUCUUCUCCAACUCAAGUCAGUUACGAACGGAAUUCAACUGUCUGGUUGUCAACCAGCAGUCCGCCGAUCCGAAACUGGUGGAGCUCGUUCCCUGUGAUGAUAUAGCCAAAAAAUAUCUAAGAACUUGGACUAUGAGAGGUUCCUCCAUCAGCAUGCAGGUGAAUCAUCGUACCAUGUGCCUCGACCAAAUCAAACAGCGGAAAAUCUCAGCGACAGUGCCUGCCCUGAUGCCGUGUAAUAAGAGCAGCAGAACCCAGUACUGGAUCAUCAGUGCACCGAAAAUGAUCGUCAAAUCUCGGUCCCGAAGUAGGACAUCGAUUAAGUCAAAACAGAUGAUUAAAUUGACUGCCAAAACCGGAUUGAAAACACAAACGAAACGGAAGAAGAAGCGCCAUCGCAAAACCUGGUCCAAGGACAAAAAUCAACAAAAGAUCUUAGCUCCGGAAUCCGUGAAAGCUAAUGUUACCAUCACAACUAAGUCUCAAAAGCAAAUAAAAGAAAACAUACUUUAG
Scaptodrosophila lebanonensis is the source of this 1968-nucleotide messenger RNA. Its product is annotated as polypeptide N-acetylgalactosaminyltransferase 1-like. Gene Ontology annotation, cellular component: Golgi apparatus. NCBI's taxonomy places the organism in Eukaryota, Metazoa, Arthropoda, Insecta, Diptera, Drosophilidae. The transcript is spliced from 5 exons. The record is from RefSeq and is a predicted model, not a curated record. Bases 1 to 1968 code for a protein of 655 amino acids.